AUGGCACCGAUAUCUAUUGCCGACCUGGUGGCUGCUCUCCCCUCGGAGGACACCUGGGGCCCCGCCACCUCCGGCGACAACAUGCUCGAGGGCGUGCCCUACGCACCCUUCUCCAAGGGCGACAAGCUCGGCCGCAUGGCCGACUGGACUUCCGAGUCCAAGGACCGUGAGAGGCAAGGUCGCCAGCCCUACAACCGGAACUUCAGAGACCAGCAGGUGUAUGGCGCCGGCUCAUCCAGCCUGUUCACCAUCCAGGCCGAGGACGAGUCCUCUUUCUCCGUCGUCGACAACGCUCGCUCGUCGGCCAAGCGCACCUUCGGCCGCGGCGGCGGCACCGUCUUCCGUGGCCGUGGUCAGCGCGGUGGUCCGGGCCAGCGCGGCGGACGUGGUGGCUUCCAGCGUGCUGGUCCCGGCGGCCGGGGACAGGGUGAUCGCUUCUACGACAACCGGGGUGGCCGCGGCGGCCGUGGCGGACGCCGCUUCGGAUGGAGGGACUGGGACAAGCCGCAGCGGACUCGUGAGGCGUCGGUCAACGUUCGGCCAGACUGGACUAUGCUGGAAGAGGUGGACUUUGCGCGUCUGUCGAAGCUGAGCCUCGAGGCGCCCGAGGGCGAGGAUCUGGAUUCCUAUGGUUUCCUCUACUACUACGACCGGUCGUUCGACAAGCCGCCUGUCAAGAACGCUGAGCGCAGACUGGCCGCGCUUGACCGCGCCGCGUACAAUGUUACCACUUCGCAGGAUCCCGUCAUCCACGAGCUGGCCGAGAAGAAUGAGGCAACUGUCUUCGCUACCGCCGACAUCCUCUCCAUGCUCAUGUGCGCUACUCGCAGUGUGUACUCGUGGGACAUUGUCAUCACGCACCAGGACGACAAGAUCUUCUUCGACAAGCGGGAAGGCUCGUCGUUGGAUCUGGUGACUGUCAACGAGAACGCGAUCGACGCCCCGCUCGAGAUGUCCGAGGCCUCCGCUGGCAACAAGCCGGAGCAGAUCAACACUCCCGGCGCGCUGGCCAUGGAAGCCACCUUCAUUAACCACAACUUUGCGCUGCAGACGGUGUCCGAGCAGCCAUCGGCCAAGGUGGAGUUUGCCCAGCCCAACCCCUUCUACAAUGAGGCCGAGGAGACCGAGCCCCUCGCCUCGAAGGGGUACAAGUACCGCCGCUUCGACAUGUCGCUGGAGCGCGACGACGAGCCCGUGCAGAUCAUCGUCCGCACGGAGGUCGACGCCGUGAUGAAGAACCCCACCGGCGGCGCGGACCAGCAACUGAUCGUCAAGGCGCUGAACGAGUUCGACCCCAAGGCGCAGGGCUCCGGCAGCGCGCUGGACUGGCGCACCAAGCUGGUGUCGCAGCGCGGUGCCGUCAUCGCCACCGAGAUGAAGAACAACAGCACCAAGCUGGCCCGCUGGACCACGCAGGCCAUCCUGGCCAAGGCCGACGGCAUGAAGCUCGGCUUUGUCUCGCGCGCGAACCCGCGCUCCGCGGCGGGUCAUGUUAUCCUGGGUGUUGUCGGCUACAAGCCGCGCGAGUUCGCCAGCCAGAUGAACCUCAACCUGACCAAUGGCUGGGGUAUUGUGCGCACGAUCGUCGACCGCAUCCGCACCCUCGACACCGACGAGCCGGCUGACAAGGUCAAGAAGUACGUCCUGAUCAAGGACCCGAACAAGUCUGUGCUGCGUCUGUACAGCGUCCCUGCCACCACCUUCGAGGAUGAUGAGGAGGCCGAGGUGGAUGAGACCCAAGAGAAGAGCGAGGAGGCGGAGGAGUAG
This is a messenger RNA of Penicillium riverlandense, 1767 nucleotides long. Its product is annotated as eukaryotic translation initiation factor 3 subunit D. The record is from RefSeq and is a predicted model, not a curated record. Lineage: Eukaryota; Fungi; Ascomycota; Eurotiomycetes; Eurotiales; Aspergillaceae. Gene Ontology annotation, cellular component: eukaryotic translation initiation factor 3 complex; cytoplasm. Gene Ontology annotation, biological process: translational initiation. The transcript has 2 exons. Bases 1 to 1767 code for a protein of 588 amino acids. Gene Ontology annotation, molecular function: translation initiation factor activity.